Colossoma macropomum (tambaqui) is the source of this 644-nucleotide messenger RNA. RefSeq names its product prostate stem cell antigen-like. Lineage: Eukaryota; Metazoa; Chordata; Actinopteri; Characiformes; Serrasalmidae. The record is from RefSeq and is a predicted model, not a curated record. The coding region runs from base 7 to 339 and encodes 110 amino acids. The transcript is spliced from 3 exons.
CCAACAAUGAAGCCGCUGGUCACGCUGAUGCUCAUCUGCUUGCUUUUGUCUGAAGCUUUUCAGGCUUCGGCAGCGCUCAAGUGUCACACCUGUGCCAGCUUAGUGUGUACAACUUCGCAGUGUAUUUUUGGUGAAGAUCACUGCUAUACUGUGCCAGCUUCAGUACUUGGCUUUACGCUGAGUGGGAAAGGAUGUGCAACCAAGAACCUGUGUGAAGGGGCAGAAGUCACUGGGAUGCUAACCUGCUGUGACACUGAUCUGUGUAACAGUGCUGAACAGGUUAAGCUGAGUCUCCUCAUCAUGCUGGUUCCUCUGAUCUCCUCCAUCCUCCUCAUCUGAACUCUCUGCUGCUCCUCUCAGUGAUGUAUCUCUUAGUGGAGGAACAGAAAUAUUACAGGAAUACUGUUUGGAACAAUUAUGUAAUUUUCCUGUUUUUCUUGCUCUGUCAAUAUGUGUGAUGAAUGAUGGUUAGAUUGUAACAGCAUUUUCUUUAUCAAUAAACAGUGGUAAGAGGGGUGUAGUGUAGUUUUAUAUUGUAUUAGAACCAAAGAAAUGAAGAGACAUCACUCUAAGUUCAUCAUAAAGCUUCAUUAAUGCACUCAACUCUCUCUUCUUUCACUUAUUAAUUUAAUGACAAAUGAAAG